CUCGCCAUGCACUGCCACGCCGAGCUGCGGCUGAGUUCUCCCGGCCAGCUCAAAGCAGCCAGGCGGCGCUACAAGACCUUCAUGAUCGACGAGAUCCUCUCCAAAGAGACCUGCGACUACUUCGAGAAACUGUCGCUUUACUCGGUGUGCCCGUCGCUGGUUGUCCGGCCCAAACCCCUGCACUCGUGCACGGGCUCUCCAUCCCUUCGGACAUAUCCUCUCCUCUCCGUCAUCACUCGCCAGCCCACAGUCAUCUCCCACCUGGUCCCUGCCACCCCAGGAAUAGCCCAAGUGUUGUCCCACCACCCAGCCACUGAGGCCACUCCUGUGGAAGCCCCAGGUGGUGAGGCUUUGGCAAGCAGCGAGUCAGAGACUGAGCAGCCAACACCACGGCAGAAGAAGCCCCGCCGCAGCCGCACCAUCUUCACAGAGCUGCAGCUCAUGGGCCUGGAGAAGAAGUUCCAGAAACAGAAGUACUUGUCUACUCCAGACAGGUUGGACUUGGCCCAGUCUCUCGGACUCACACAACUGCAGGUGAAGACGUGGUAUCAGAAUCGUAGGAUGAAAUGGAAGAAAAUGGUUCUUAAAGGUGGACAGGAAGCACCCACAAAACCUAAAGGUCGUCCCAAAAAGAACUCCAUCCCCACAUCAGAAGAGAUUGAAGCUGAAGAGAAAAUGAACAGCCAAGCCCAGAGCCAGCAACACCCAGAGAUUUCUCAUCAUGGUCAAGAGGGGUCCUGUGAGGGAGAGGAGCCAAGGUCAGCUCAUGGCCCCUUAGAAGUGGCAGAGGCUCCAGGGCAGCCCCAGGAGUUGUCAGGAGCCUCUUUGGAAUCCUCAUCAUCAAGUUAA
This is a messenger RNA of Elephantulus edwardii (Cape elephant shrew), 849 nucleotides long. Its product is annotated as homeobox protein BarH-like 2-like. Gene Ontology annotation, molecular function: RNA polymerase II transcription regulatory region sequence-specific DNA binding; DNA-binding transcription factor activity, RNA polymerase II-specific. Lineage: Eukaryota; Metazoa; Chordata; Mammalia; Macroscelidea; Macroscelididae. Gene Ontology annotation, biological process: regulation of transcription by RNA polymerase II. The transcript has 4 exons. The coding region runs from base 7 to 849 and encodes 280 amino acids. The record is from RefSeq and is a predicted model, not a curated record. Gene Ontology annotation, cellular component: nucleus.